GACUGUAUUGACUCCAGAGUUGGCGCGAUUCCUGGGUUUGUCAGAAUCGGAUUCCUGAAUUACGAUUCCCAUACAUGGGAGAAUCGCGAUUCUCCAGUCUCGAUUCUUUCACAAAGCGAAUCCGGUUCUGAAUCCGAUUCUUUAGCGGUUCUCGAUUCCCUCCGAUUCCGAUUCCCAAAUGCUAAUUUUUUUCAACUUCAGGACUGACAAAUGAAUUUGAUAUAGAAUCAGCAAUUUCCCCAACUAGGGAUAUGAUCACUUUGCAUGUUCUAUUGUUUCGUUUGUGGCUGUGAGUAGGGAAUCGCAGAGAAUCACUAAGGCGCGAUUCUCUAUUAAAGAGGAUCCGAUUCUUACAUUGCGCGAUUCUUUCACUGCAUAGAAUCACUGAUUCACAAUAUUUUCACACAACAGCUAACCUUUAAAUAAAUGUCAUCAGUCCCAAACUACAAAAUGCAAAUGUAUCACUAAAAGCCAUUGAAAACAGUGCAUUUUACUAUUUUAACACGUGAAUAACACCUGCAAGGAAUCGCAGGGAAUCGAGAAGGUGCGAUUCUCUGUAAAAGAGAAUCGGAUUCCUGCAUUUCCCGAUUCGUUUGACUUGGAGAACCGCGAUUCGAAUCCGAUUCGAAUCGUGAGAAUCGGAUUCUUUCUCGAUUCUUUCACACGAUUCGAAUCGCGCCAACUCUGAUUGACUCAAACUCAACACCGCGAUAUGCUUGGAUUUGCAGAAGAAUGGAUAGGAACUGGAAUAUUAAAUGCUAAUUAUGCUGAAUGGAAAAUAUCGAGGAGAGUUUUAGCACCUGCUUUCAGUACAGAAAUGCUUUCAAAAUACGUAAAUAUCUUCAAAAAAAAUUCAUCAGCUUUAGUAGACAGAUUUGAAACAGCGGCAGAUUCCGGUGAAAUUAUAAAUAUUUGGGAAGACGUGAUAAAGGCAAACGUUGACAGUAUCGUAGAAAUCACAAUCGGCGUAGCAAUGCAAGGAACGGAGGGAAAAGGAAAAGAAUUCAGUGACGCGUUGAUAGAGGCUGCUCAAAGUGUAGCAAAACAAGUGAUAACACCCUGGUUACACCCAUGUUUCAUAUACAACACAUACCUAAAAUUAACUGGAAAAUCCAAGUUUAUUCAUCAGCUCCACGCUUUGCCUACUAAGAUAUUACAAGAUAAACUCAACGAAAUCAAAAAUGGAGAAAAUACAUCAGAAAAUGUUCAUUCAUCUAAAGCAAUAAUCGACCAACUUAUCAAAGGAAGCUUAUUAGAAUCCAACUAUACAGAAACCCGAAUGAGAGAUGAAUUAACACACAUUAUCUUAGCAGCAAUCGAAACUACAGGACUUAAUCUUUGUUUUUCAUUGCUCAUGUUGGCCAUUCAUCAGGAUAUUCAGCAAAAAGUUCACCAAGAAAUCGAAGAGUUAUUUAAAGACAACGACACUCUCACUGCAGAUCAUUUGUUCAACGGUUUGAAAUACAUGGAGCAAUGUAUCAAGGAAACAUCUAGAGUAUUUUCUCAAGUCGUAGUCACCAGCAGACGUACUCAUAAAGAAUGCACAUUAAAAGAUAACAUGGUCAUCCCAGCCAAUACGUUCGUCGUACCACUUCUAUUCUUAGCCAGUAAAGACCCUGAUUUGUAUGAAAAUCCUCGAAAAUGGGAUCCGGAUAAUUUCAGCGAACAGGCGGUGCAAAAUCGACCAAAAAUCAGCUUCAUGAGCUUUGGAUACGGUCCUCGAUCUUGCAUAGGAGUUAGAUACACUAUGCUUUCGGUUAAAACGCAAAUGGUGUACAUCUUACGAAAUUAUCAUUUGUCAACCAACAUCAAAGAAUUGACGAAAGAGCAUGUGAAAGCAGAUCUGUUUGUAAGGAGUACAAUCGGGUUUCCUAUCAAAUUUACGAAGAGAAAGAGUCUGAAUCCUGAAGAUUUCUGAAAUGUCCUGUGCUCGAUCGCUUACCAAUAAGAAGACCAUUGAAACACUACCUCUACUUCAGCAUCGUGACUGGUCAAGAGCUUGGAAAUUGCUCAACAUUGAAAAAUUCAUUCGAAAGAUAAAACCUUGUUGUAAAAUAAAAUAUCUACACUACUCUGUCCCUUUUAAUCUACACAAUUAAAUUGUAAAUUUAAAUUAAAUAUAGAUAUA
Messenger RNA from Planococcus citri (citrus mealybug), 2128 nucleotides. RefSeq names its product cytochrome P450 4C1-like. NCBI's taxonomy places the organism in Eukaryota, Metazoa, Arthropoda, Insecta, Hemiptera, Pseudococcidae. The record is from RefSeq and is a predicted model, not a curated record. Gene Ontology annotation, molecular function: iron ion binding; heme binding; monooxygenase activity. The transcript is spliced from 10 exons. Bases 713 to 1918 code for a protein of 401 amino acids.